Talaromyces rugulosus is the source of this 1218-nucleotide messenger RNA. RefSeq lists its product as uncharacterized. Lineage: Eukaryota; Fungi; Ascomycota; Eurotiomycetes; Eurotiales; Trichocomaceae. The transcript has 3 exons. The coding region runs from base 1 to 1218 and encodes 405 amino acids. The record is from RefSeq and is a predicted model, not a curated record.
AUGCUCGCUCUACGCGAUCAGGAGAAUCUGGUGCACACGCACCAGACCACCGCCGCCGGGAAGCCCCUGAACCAGGGCGUGCGCCCGCUGCAGCCAAAGACUCCGGGAGCCCGGGCUUCAAACAAGGUCCCGUUGAACGACGAGAACAAUGCAACGGCAUUCGGGAAGAGGACUAUGAAAGGAAAUGGAGGGGGGAACACUCAGCAGUCGAGCAAGGAUGCCUUCGUCACGCCGCUGGGGCCACGCAACCGGGCUCCUUUGGGCAUGAAGACGACGAAUGCCAAAGCCACUGCUUUUCAGACACCCGGGCUUCAGCCAGACAACCUAAAGACACAAAAAACAAAUCGCAAAGGCUCCAGCCUGAAAAAAGCCAAGAAGAUUGAACCUUUGAUCCAGCAAAGCGAGCCACAGACUGUCAGCAAGCCCGAGGAGGAGGACGUGCGAGACGUUGAAUAUGCUCCUCCCAAGCCGAAAGAGCUCUCUGACGACCCAGAGGAUAUUACCUACGACACCACUUUCCCGCAAUUCAAGGGACGCAACAUGGUACGAGGAUGGGAAAAGAUCUACUUGCAUGGCGACAUCGGCGAGGACGGCCUGACUGAUCGUCAACGCAAGUUCAAGCAAAGUUCGAUCUCUUACGACAAAAUGGUCGACGAAAUGAUCCAGAAACAAGUCGAGGAUUUGGACUGCUGGGAUGAGUUUGAUCUACAGCCACGCAAAUCUGAGCCCAUCAAAGGCAAUGAGAAGAAAGCUCCCGCUAAAAGCGUUUCCACGAUGAAGGCACGAAACGCUGCCGCUGCUCUCUCUCACACCAGGAGCUCAUCCAGGGUCGAAAACAAAAAGCCGCCUGUGCCUACCAAGGCCAAAGCGCCAAUUUCCCAACUGAUGCCAAAGAGGAGAACACCUACUCCAACAAAUCCGUCGAUUGCUGCAGCUAGCUCUCGCACCACUGUCGGCUAUUCGAAGGGCAGGAGCGUGUCCUCUACGCUGCAGACCAAAACAGCUCCGGUCAAGGAGAAGCAGGCCCCGAAGAGCAUCCUCGAUCCAGUAAGGUACAUGCAGUUGUACGGAGCCCCACCGGCUGGUAGCGAAAUGUGGAUGCAGUGCAGGGAUGCCGGACUAGUUGCCGACCCCGAAGAAGUUGCAGAUGAGAAUGAUGUUGUCCUUUCUCUGCUGGAAGAAGACGAAGAAUCCCGGGACUUUCAGCUGACUCUUUAA